AUGGCUUCCAAUGGUGGGUCGGGAGACGGCCAUGCCAAGCAGCCCCUUUUCUCCUUCGGUGUCAUAACCGAUAUCCAGUAUGCCGAUAUUCCCAACGGCCACUCAUUCCAUGGCGUCCCGCGAUACUAUCGCCAUAGCAUUCAGGUUUUACAAAGAGCAGUGCAGCAAUGGAAUGAUGAUCAGAAGAAGAAGAAGAAGGUCCAGUUCUCCAUGAAUUUUGGGGAUAUUGUCGAUGGCUAUUGCCCAAAGUCCGAGUCACUCAGUGCCGUGCAGAAAGUCGUCAAAGAAUUCGAGAGGUUCAAUGGACCGACCUACCACAUGAUAGGCAACCACUGCCUUUACAAUCUCCCUCGCAAUCAGUUGAUUUCGUUGCUCAAGUUGCCCUCUGAAUCUGACCAUUUGUACUACGACUUCUCCCCUAGUCCGGAGUACAGAUUCGUCGUUCUCGAUCCGUAUGACAUCAGUGCAAUUGGCUGGCCGCAUGACCAUCCGAAUACACUAGCAGCUAGUCGAAUUCUCAAGGCCAAGAAUCCCAACGUCGACAAGAACAAUCCGGCCGGCAUGGAAGGUCUUGAACAGAGGUUCGUGAUGUUUAAUGGAGCUGUCGGCAAGGAUCAAUUGCGUUGGCUCGAUGAUGUGCUUCGUGAAUCCACGAAGAAGAAGCAGAAGGUCAUCGUGUGUUGUCAUCUCCCUCUUUAUCCUGAAGCAGCAUCGGCAUUGGCACUCCCGUGGAACUAUGAAGAUGUGCUGACUUUGAUCCAUCGGUAUGGAUGCGUGAAGGCUUGCCUUUCCGGUCACGACCAUAAGGGCGGCUACGCCGUCGACUCUCAUGGAAUCCAUCACCGUGUUCUUGAGGCUGCUCUGGAGUGUCCUCUCGGAUCAAAUGCAUUUGGAUGUAUCGACGUUUACGACGAUAGACUUUCUCUCGUAGGAACUGACAGAUUGAAGAGUACAGAGAUGGCCUUCAGCUAA
Zingiber officinale is the source of this 972-nucleotide messenger RNA. Its product is annotated as manganese-dependent ADP-ribose/CDP-alcohol diphosphatase-like. Lineage: Eukaryota; Viridiplantae; Streptophyta; Magnoliopsida; Zingiberales; Zingiberaceae. Gene Ontology annotation, molecular function: manganese ion binding; ADP-ribose diphosphatase activity; CDP-glycerol diphosphatase activity. The coding region runs from base 1 to 972 and encodes 323 amino acids. The transcript has a single exon. The record is from RefSeq and is a predicted model, not a curated record.